AUGUGGAAGUGUCACAAAUGUGGAAAGCCAGUCUACUUCGCGGAGCGCAAACAAUCGUUAGGCUACGAUUGGCAUCCAGAGUGUUUACGAUGUGAGGAAUGCGGCAAGCGGCUGAAUCCAGGCCAACAUGCCGAGCAUAAAGGAGUGCCUUACUGUCAUGUGCCAUGCUAUGGUGCGCUCUUCGGACCGCAACUGUUCGGACAUGGCACACGUGUGGAAUCACAUAAGAGCUAUGGCUUAAAAGGAGCGCAGCGCUCUUUCAUUGGAAAUGGUGGUCCGGUUUUGCCGAGAGAUCACUUGGAAAGCAAACUAAAGGUUUACAACCAAUUUUACGACAAUAAGAGCAUGGAAAUACGAAGCCGCGAAGUAAAUAAUCGGCUAAUAAUGGAAGGUGCAUUGCGUGUGUCUUGGGGCGUACAUGGUGUGAUACAUCUAAAAGAGGACGACGAUCAGCGUACGUUGGUUGUGCGUAAACGGAACUCAAAGCGUGUCUCCAAAGCAGCGGAUGAUAGCCCGUCGGAUAAGGAAAACGACAUAAGCGAAUCGCUGGAAGCGCCAACAACAGCCAGUGAGGUCGAAAACAUGUCAACAGAUAUAUCGCUGUCAGAGAGCAUGACAUUCGAUUCGAGCAGUUUGAACGAGUAUCCUUUGACAGAUUUACCCACUACGCCAGAAGAAGCUUCUGCCAACACGACUGGCGGUGCUGAUGGUGCUGCUGUGCCUUUAUUAAAUGGCACUAAUGGGCGUGCAAACGAUGAUGAUGAGUCCGUGUCCACAAGCACGCUAUGUGGCACGGAUACAACGAUCACCACAGCAUCCACAAGUUGUAUGUCGGCAACUUUGCCUUCAAAGUUGGAUAAUUUAGAGAAGUUGGAAUGGGACGAGAUCGAUGAUUUGCUGCAGGUGGAGCGUCGUGUUAGCGAGAAGGAUAAAAUUUACGAAACGAUGCCAGUGAAACUGCCAUCGUCACAAACGUCUUCCAGCGAUAGCUCACCCACAAAAACGAUUUCGGCUCAUAAUCUCACCGAAAGCACGAAUACCAACAGCGAAGUGACAUCACCAACCUCACCAACGUCUUCUUCCACAACUACUACCAACAAUAGUAAUGUCAAUAGUGAGAGUAGCAGCACUUCUUCUGACAAUUUCGUCACUGCAACCUCGGCGACCAUAAAUACCAGCUCCACAACAGCGGAUAAUUUUGAGUCGUCCGAUGAUGCUACGCUCAAACCGAUGGAUUUCGAGGAAUUCAAACGUAGUGUUCACCUAGAUUAUGUCAGUGGUGCCAAUUCGUUUCGUGAGCCGAAUGAGGACUCACUGAAGCGCAACCAACCAAUCGAUCCGUCGCGUAUAAACGAUUCGCUCAAGUUUUACGGCGAAAGCCCAAUGAGCAAGAGCUUCAAUUGUGAGCAUGCCUUGCGUUCCAUCGAUGCGAACUUAAUUAAUGAUACGCUACAUUUGAAGAGCGGCACUGCCAGUCCACAUUCGAUGCAACGCAUGUAUGCGUUGCAAAAGAGUGGCUCCGCCUCAACUGCAACGGGUGGCAACGCCAAAAAUCUAACCACGUAUCAGCACGGACACAACCACUUCGAGAAGGGCAUAAAUCGCUCCAAGUCCGGUCCAUCGUGUUUUGAUUACUCGGACAGCGACGAUGACGACUCAACGCUGAAGCCACAACAAUCGGCCACAAUGCGGCGUAGUGAUGUGCCCCAACGGUAUGUGAAGAUCGAAAUGGAUUGCUAUCCGAAAGAUAACGACAAGGGUAGUGUUAGUGAGGCGGACUCCAGUCGCGCCGAUGCACCAUCAAUUACCGUUUCAAACAGUGGCAACGCCGCUGGCGAUGAGUUGACGCAGACGGAGGAGAUGUACACGGCGAGCAGGGGUAGCGGUGCGGUGCACAAUGGCGGCGCUGGUGGAGAUGAUGAUGAUGAUGAUGCGGAUCCACCGCUGCACGUAACCGAGGACGGUGUGGUCUUGCGUAGGCCGCCGCGCACAGGUGCCGCCGCCAUCAAGCGCCGCAGUGGCAACAGAAGAUCGCGUACCAAAUUGAAGCGCCGCUGUUCCAUCAACGGUCACUUUUACAAUCGUGAAACAUCGUUCUUCACGCCGCCCUACGGUUCGCAGAUGUCCGUAUGGGUCACAUCGUUGGUCACCACAACGGAAGUUAUCAAUUUACUGUUAGAGAAGUAUAAGGUCGACAGUGCUGUGGAGAAUUUUUCACUCUUCAUUAUACGCGAUAAUGGCGAGCAGAAGCGCUUGAAAGAGACUGAUUAUCCGUUAUUGACGCGCGUCAUGAUGGGACCGCAUGAGGAUGUGGCGCGUCUCUACCUGGUCGAUGCCAAGAAAACAGAUGAAAUUAGCAAUGAGGUGGCUCAGUUUAUAAACCUCUCACUGCCGGAAUGCCGUGCAAUUUUAGAGCGCUACGAUGAUGAGUUGGAGCGCGAAGUGGCCAAAGUUAGAGAAAGAUAUGCUGAGUUGCGUCGCCGUAUUAUCAGUCGCAUGGAAUCGCUGAAGGUGCAUCUAUAAAGUUGCUCAAAGUGCUCAAGUUUUGUGUAUUUGCCUCCUUUACCCUUUUACAGUACUUUUAUUUACAUUUUGUUUCUAUUUCUAUUGAAAAUCUUGUCUCAAUUAAUAUUUCACGCUCGUUGCAAACACUCUUAAACUGUGUUGCAACCGCCAAAUAUCAUGAAAAUAAGAGAUUCACAUAACUUUAGUAUUAGAAAAGCACAUAUGCAGCAGAUAACGCAUUUAAAGUUUCACAAUGAGCACAAAACGUAGGGUUAUUUUCGAAACUGGAGUUUUCGAAAAACCUUAUUCUCUGAAAAAACAGUUUUAAAACAUUCUAACAUUCAAGAAUUCACAAAACGCUGGUUUUCGUAUAAUAAAAAUAUUCGUAUCAUUAUCUCGACAAAUAUCGAAGUAUUCUCGAAGCGUAAAUGUUUUGAAAAACCAAAAAUGUAUGAUUCUUUAAUUGCUAGCAUCUAGUUUCUGCAAUGUUGGGAACAUUUAAUACACUCGAAAUGCUAGUUUUCGAGUUGGAAAAUUAAAGUAUUCUUGAAAAAUUAACCUUUUGAAAAACAGAAACAGUUCGUAUCUUUAACUAUGUAUAAACAAAAUCGCGAUCCGCAUAUUCUGAAAAUUUCAAUGUCGAAAAUGUGCGAAAUGCUAGAAUUUUCAAAAACCGAUAAUUGUUUAAUCCCUUAAUUU
Molecule: messenger RNA, 3204 nt
Organism: Bactrocera tryoni
Lineage: Eukaryota; Metazoa; Arthropoda; Insecta; Diptera; Tephritidae
Gene: Rassf
Product: cell wall protein DAN4
Exons: 9
Coding region: 1-2523 (840 amino acids)
Biological process (GO): signal transduction
Source: RefSeq, a predicted model, not a curated record